Molecule: messenger RNA, 4186 nt
Organism: Myotis myotis
Lineage: Eukaryota; Metazoa; Chordata; Mammalia; Chiroptera; Vespertilionidae
Gene: DUSP3
Product: dual specificity phosphatase 3
Exons: 3
Coding region: 220-777 (185 amino acids)
Biological process (GO): negative regulation of MAPK cascade; protein dephosphorylation
Cellular component (GO): cytoplasm
Molecular function (GO): MAP kinase phosphatase activity; protein tyrosine/serine/threonine phosphatase activity
Source: RefSeq, a predicted model, not a curated record
UUCCUGAGGUUCGCUGGGUGCCGGGCGGCGCGCGUCCUUCCCGGCGGCGGAUCGCGUGUGGCCGCCGGUGAUCCGCGGCUUCCAGGGCCCGGCGGACCCGCCUCCGGGGCGGGGAGGGGCGGGGAAGGGCGGGCCCGGGCGCGGGAGCUCCCGCCCAGCUGACCAGGCCGCUCUCCCCUUGCUGGUUGCCGCCCCGGCGUGCAGGGCCCGGACGCCGCCAUGUCGGGCCCGUUCGAGCUCUCGGUGCAAGAUCUCAACGACCUGCUCUCGGACGGCAGCGGCUGCUACAGCCUCCCGAGCCAGCCCUGCAACGAGGUCACUCCCAGGGUCUACGUGGGCAACGCGUCUGUGGCUCAAGACAUCUCAAAGCUGCAGAAACUGGGCAUCACCCACGUCCUGAAUGCUGCCGAGGGCAGGUCCUUCAUGCACGUCAACACCAAUGCCAACUUCUACAAGGACUCUGGCAUCACCUACCUGGGCAUCAAAGCCAACGACACUCAGGAGUUCAACCUUAGCGUCUACUUUGAAAGGGCUGCAGACUUCAUUGACCAGGCCUUGGCUCAAAACAAUGGCCGUGUGCUGGUCCACUGCCGUGAAGGUUAUAGCCGCUCCCCAACUCUAGUGAUCGCAUACCUCAUGAUGCGUCAGAAGAUGGAUGUCAAGUCUGCCCUGAGCAUCGUGAGACAGAACCGUGAGAUCGGCCCCAAUGACGGUUUCCUGGCCCAACUCUGCCAGCUCAAUGACAGACUAGUCAAGGAGGGGAAGUUGAAACUCUAGGGCACCCCCACUGCCUCCUCUCCAGAGGUUGGACAGGGGGAGCCCUGGCUGAGGUGUCCGUAGCUGCCACGUUUAGGAAACACAAUGUACCCUGCUCCCAGCAUCACCAGGCACUUGCCCACAAAUCUGUCCCAACACCGCCCUGGGCCUCUUUCCCCCUGGGGAACAUAUAAAGAAGCUUGCUGAGGGACAGUCUUGCUCCCUGGUGUGUCCUGUGCCUGCAAUUUAUGGUGUCCUCUCCCUGACGUGGGGUCGCGGAGGGGGAAGACCUGCGACAUGCAUGCUUCUGGAGGAGCCAGGGCAGGUCUGUGGAAGUGUGAGGCCUGCAACGCUCACAGGGGCCCUCCUGGCCUCCCCGACUCCUUACGCCUGGGUCCUGUCCUGAGUGGGGACUGUAGCACCUCGAGCCUUGUAAAGGAACUAUGCAAACUCGGGCCCCCCUCGCCCCCGUGUCUGUCUCCCCCGGGCUCCUUGCAGCCGCCCAUCCCCUGCUUGCAGGCAGAGGCACUCCGUGAAGUCUGAAGCUGGCGUGGGUGAAAUUCCCGCGAAGAGACCACAUUUGAAUUGCUCCCUUCGGAUUAAAGAUGCCUAGAUAGACAAAGAGGCCCUCAGGCGGGCAAACGAUUCCCCCCGGAGGUCUCUCCCGAAUCAGCAGUUUCUAAAAUGCGAACCCUUGGGAGGCUUGAGGUCCGAAUCCACGGGGAUAUUUCCCUGGGCCUGCUCUCAGUCACUUGGCUUGUUAGAAGAGCGAUGCCUUGGGCCAUGGUUUAUUUUUCUUUUUUAGAAAACAGGGUGUUGAAGUCCAGCCUAUUUAAAAACCCCACCAUUUGGAGAAUUACAAGGAUUUUGUCCUGAAUUAUAGUGUUGGCCAGCCCAAGCCACUCGUGCUAGCUGCUUUUUGUCUCGGUUGCUAUUCUAAGAACAGGAGGAGGAAGUUGGCCAAUUACAGUUUGUGUGUGUGUGUAUGGGGGGGUGUGUGUGCGCGGGGGGUGGGGGGGGUGGUGGUCUCAGAAACACAGCCAAAGGACAGGCGAGCACGGAGAUGAACGGUCCCAGGCUCACACCCUGCCCACGUACAGGUCGUUCUUAUGGCUCUCUGGUGCCAGAAAAGACACUGGCCCUUCGGAGCAAAAAUGACUCAGCCAGGCAGAAAUGAAGCAUGACGGGGCGUCCAAAUGGAGCCUUUAUCGGUGGUAGAGCAAGCAAGCAAACAAACAACAAGAAACAACUUUUUUUUAGGAAUGCACUAGCUUACACAUGUGUGCGCACGUUUGUCAGAAUAUAAGAUUUUAUUUUCAACAGUCUUGUUAGAACUUUGCAUGAUUGUCGUCAUGGAAAGUGACACAGUGCUGUAUACAGGUUCCCUAACAGCCAUGCCCCCAACACCUAGCACAUAGGUGUCUGUUAGAAGUCUGUGGAAUUAAACGUGUGUUUUUUUUUUGAGCACCAAAUAUAUGUAGGGCAUUGUUCUGGUGGGUGUACCAAGCUCCCAGAAUCCUGAAUUUGUGGUAGGAUCACUUGCAAAGAUUUGCAAAGGAGUCUUGCCUGAAAUGAAAUAUCAGGGACUUUUGUUGAAUAUUCAAAGUUGUUUUAAGUUUAAAUCCAGGCGGUGUUACCACGUGGAGGUGUGGAAUGUGCCUUUCUCAGUCGACCAGGAGCUUUCCGCCAGGACAAGGAGAAGCAGGCGUGCCUUUGGAACUCACUCGCAGGUGGCAAGGUCUCUAUCUCGGCAGGGGCAGCGCUGCGCAGCCUGGGCUGCACUUUUCUCUGUGGCCACAGCAGCCCUGAUAUGCUGGCUGCCCAGAGAGAGCCACCCAAGUGAAAUGGCCAUCCUCUAAACUCUGUACCUCAGUUUUCAGAUAACCCUCCCCCUUAAUCCAGCUUGAUCCUCACAAUAACCCUAGCUGGUGGAUCGUCAUGUAUUGUUACCUUAAAAGAAAAAGGAGCUGGGGUUCUGGGGUUCAGGGUGAUUAAGGACAUGACCCCCUACAUUGCCCAGUUUAAGGCAGAAUUGAUGCAAUAUUUCAGGUUUGCUGCUUCCUGAAGCUGAAUUCUUUCUCUCCUACGACACUCCUCAAGAAAUGAGCUCCCCUACCCCACCCCCCACCCCCACCAUGUCCAGGUGUGCUGCACCUGCCCUUGACCCAGCCCAUGUGUGCAAGGGCCAGUUAGCUUUGUGGACAGAGAACGAUUCAAGCUGUGGUGCCAAGGGAGGUCUAGUGAAGGUUGAGACAAAGUUGGCACAAAGCCAUCCGUAGUCCAGGAACAGGAAGUAAAAGACUGGGUUCGAAUGUGUGACUCUUCUAGGAAACACGUAGCAUCCCUAAGCCAGAGCUUUCUGCCCCACUUCUGGAAGAGGCUCCGGAUAUGGGGCCCAGGCAGUGGUCACCCCACAGGACAGCCACAGCGACUUAGGAGCUCUUGAAGGCCUGUGCAUGGGGGCCUGAGGGAAAAAAGUCAGUGGGAGAAUUAUUGCCUUUACUUUGGGACUACUUUUUGCUGAUAACUGGGAUUUCUUGACAGUCUGUAGGCUCAGAAUCCCCAUAUUUACUUCACAAGAUUUAGCUCCUAGUUCUUUGAGUAAAGUAACAUCAAAUUCUAGCGUGUAAGAGUCAACAUGCGCCCAGCGCUGAGGAGAAGCUGUUCCUGGGCAGCUUUACCCCUGGGAAGUGAUGGACUAGGAACUGAGGGUGCCCUCCCUCCCUCCCUGACAUGAUCCCUUUCUUCGACUAGCAGACCCCCAAAUUAGAGCACCAGGCGUCUCCUCUGCCUAAAGCAGUACACGUGCCACAGGCUGGUCUGUUUCCCUGCCACUCUGGAUUACCUGGAGAGCAUAAAUCAGCAUCUACAAACAAGGGGACUCUGACACGAGGGUUCUCUAAGAAUCCCCACUUGGAAUUGACCACCACUGAAAGUUAGAGGGUGUGUCAAAAUGGUGACCGCCAGGUGGCGCUGCGUUCCACCCGUGGUGAGGGAUGAUUUGAAAAUGAAUGUUGGUGCCUUCUGUGUCACAAGUUAAUGUUAAGAUGCUAAUGUUUUAAUCAGAAUAAGCACUGAUCUUAUAAUAAAGAUAUAAGCUUUUCUCGCAGGAGAUUUCCUGUUAUAAAACCGGUGUCAAGUAUCACUGAAGAGCCAACGAUGAUGGUCCUUCCAAGUCAAGAUUUUAUUCUGAUUGGGUUAGAGGCCGAGGCCGUCUCCGGCGGAGAGAGCAGAUUGGCUGGAAGCUUACCUUCCCUCCUGUCAGCUUUCAGGGUAACCUGAUUGUGAAAGUAACAAAUUUUCUGGACAGAAAAGGGGGAAGGUAUUAAAUGGUUUGUUUUUUAAAAUAAGUUUAAUGUCUGUUAUAUCACAAAUCAGUGUUAAAAUACUAAUACUGUAACCAAAAUAAAUGUCUUAUAUUACCAAGAAA